This is a messenger RNA of Anopheles moucheti, 9530 nucleotides long. RefSeq names its product unconventional myosin heavy chain 6 (gene Myo81F). NCBI's taxonomy places the organism in Eukaryota, Metazoa, Arthropoda, Insecta, Diptera, Culicidae. Gene Ontology annotation, biological process: signal transduction. The annotation marks the transcript as partial. The record is from RefSeq and is a predicted model, not a curated record. Gene Ontology annotation, cellular component: myosin complex; cytoskeleton. The transcript is spliced from 13 exons. Gene Ontology annotation, molecular function: cytoskeletal motor activity; protein binding; ATP binding.
UCAGGUCGCAUCGGUUCCACACCGGACAAGGGCGUCCCCGAUAUGACCUGCAUAUCGGACAUUGACGAGAACGGCAUCAACCGCAACCUGAAAGUGCGCUACGAGCGGGACCAAAUUUAUACGUACACCGGAUCGAUACUGAUCGCCGUCAACCCGUACAAAGAGAUCGACUGCUACACUCAGGAAUAUGUUGCCAAAUAUCAUGGCCAGAAGCUGGGCCUGCUGGAACCGCACGUUUUCGCGAUGGCGGAAGCCGCCUAUCGGAACAUACGCGACAACAACACGAACCAAUCGUGUGUCAUAUCCGGCGAAUCCGGUGCCGGCAAGACGGAAACAACCAAAUUCAUCCUGCAGUACCUGUGCUCGGUUACGUGCGACGUAUCGACCUGGGUGCAGCAACAGAUCCUGGAGGCGAACACCAUCCUGGAAGCGUUCGGCAAUGCGAAAACCAUCCGCAACGACAACAGUUCCCGGUUCGGCAAGUUCAUGCAGGUGUGCUUCGACGCGAAAUGGUGCAUCAAGGGUUGCAUCAUACAGGACUACCUGCUCGAGCAGUCGCGCAUCACCUUCCAGAGCCCGGGCGAGCGGAACUAUCACGUCCUGUACCAGCUGGUCGCGGAGGGCACAACGAACAAAGAGCUGGCGGCCGCGCUCCAUCUGCGCGAUGCGUCCUUCUACCGAUAUCUGAACGCGUCCGGUGGGACCGGUGAGGCCGGCACCGACCAAUCCGCGCUGGAGAUUGCCACCGAGUCGAAGCGGUUCGAGGCGUUGCGAUUGGCGUUCAACGUGCUGCAGAUCUCCCAGCCACUGAUCGACGGUAUAUUUCGCGUGCUGAGUGCCAUAAUGUGGUUGGGCAAUCUGAACUUUGCCGACGUCGACGGGGAACGGUGCGAGCUGGCACCGGAGGACGAUGAGAUAGCGAAGAUCGUCGCGCAGCUGCUGGGACUGCAGGAGGCCGAUCUGGUGCAGGUGUUGCUGAAGCGGCAGAUUAAUGUGCGCGGCAACAUUACCGAGAUACCGCUGAAGCUGCAGGAGGCGGGCGAAAAUCGGCACGCGAUGGCGAAGGCCCUCUACUCCCGCACCUUCGCCUGGUUAAUUAGCCAUAUCAACACGUGCAUCAACCCGGGCCAGGAUGCGUCCCGGUUUUUGGGCGUGUUGGACAUCUUCGGGUUUGAGAACUUCAACACCAACUCGUUCGAGCAGCUGUGCAUCAACUACACGAACGAGAAGCUGCACAAAUUCUUCAACCACUACGUGUUUGCGCUGGAACAAGAGAUUUAUCGCCAAGAGGAGAUUCGGUUCUCCCACAUCCAGUUCACCGAUAACACGCAAUGUCUAGAGCUGAUCGAGAAGCCGCCACGCUGCAUCCUCAAGCUGCUGACAGAACAGUGCCAUAUGCCAAAGGGGUCAGACACAGCGUAUCUCACCAAUCUGCACAGCGAGUUCGAAUCGAACGGUAGCUACGUGAAGGGACAAGAUCGACGCCACUGGGAGUCGGAGUUUGGUAUUCGCCACUACGCCGGAUGCGUCAGUUACACCGUCAAGGGAUUCGUCGAUAAGAACCGUGACGUGCAGCAGGACGUCCUGUUCGAUCACAUGAGUCGGAGCAUGAAUACGUUCGUGCAGGAGAUCGCCUCCUUCCAGGAUCUGCUUUCGAUACAGCACGUCCAAUCGGCAUCGUCGGCGACGAGCACCGUGUCGCGCGGAACGUCCAAGGGAAAGCUAACCGUCAGCGACACCUUCCGGCAGCAGUUGCAAGCGCUGGUGGAUGUCCUGCAGAGCACAAACCCCUGGUACGUGCGCUGCAUUAAGCCAAACUGCGACAAACUGCCGAACGAUUACGACGACCAGCUCGUGCUGGAUCAGCUGCGUUAUCUCGGCAUGCUGGACAUCAUACGCAUACGGCGCGAAGGCUUCCCGGUGCAUCUGACGUUCGAUGAUUUCGUGCAAAAGUACCAAUGCCUGACGAAGCGGUUCCGCAACAUGUCCAGCCAGGAUCAGGCGUUGGCCGUCAUACGCGAGCUGAACGUUCCGCCAACCGAGUGGCAGAUGGGCCGCACCAAGGUGUUCCUGCGCAGUGUCGUGCACGAACCGCUCGAGGAUGCCCGGAAGCAGGUGAUCAACUCGAAGGCACUGCUCAUACAGCGAAAUUGGAAGCGGUACAGCCAGCAGCGUCAGUACAGACGGAUUCGCACGGCCGCGUUGAAGAUACAGCACGCGUACAAGGGCUGGAAGCUGCGGAUCGAGUUCCUGAAGAAGCGUCGCGCUGCCAUCGUCAUCCAGAGCCAUCUGCGGGGUGUGUUUGCGCGCGAGGUCGCGACGGCACUGCGCGAGAUGCGCCGGGUCGACGAGGAGAUGCGCAAACGGGAACGGCUGGAAGCGGAACGUCGGGAACGGGAAGCGGCCCAGGCGGAAGCGGAUCGAAAGGCACUGGAGGAAAGCGAAAGGGUUGCGAAAGAAGAAAUUCUUGCUUUGUCGCAAAUGGCUGAGCAGAUAAACUCGAAACUGCACUCACAACAGCAUGCCGCAAACAAUAACAGUCGCCUAGCGCAAGGCUCACUACUGCAGCAGAACGGACCGGCCGGGUGUGAUAGCAAGGGGUCCGGGUCCCUGCAGCCGGGCGGUGCCAAGGGGGCCGGGUCCGCCAGCCUGCAGAGCAACGAUUCGGUUGAUCUGGACAAUUUGUUUGCCUUUCUCAGCGAGGUACAGCCGAACGCGAACUCGAACGCCAUCAUCGACGAGAUCGGCGAGAAGAUGGACAAUCUGGUGGAAGAUCUCGACGUGGAGCUGGAAUCGGUCAUACAGCAGGAGAUUGAAGGGUUGACGAGCGAACGCAACAACAAUGUUGCGGCUGCAUCCACACUAAAGGGUGGUCCAUUAGUGAAUGGCACCAACAAUGGAAUUAGCAACAACAAUAACAAUACUAUCAAUAACAAUAAGCCGACCACACCGAAACCGAUGGGCGGCAUCCCGUCGCUGCCAGAACCGACAAUGCCACCGCCGCCGCCACCGAUCGAAAACAACAACCAUACACUGCCGGCCGCUCAGCCACACCAUCCCGCCACACUGCAUCACAUCCGACGCCACGAGGAACCGAUCUAUGAGGCCGUUAUACACCUGAAGGAGCUUCCACCGCCACCACUGGAUGCGCACGAAAAGGUGCCACCGAUUCCGCAACAUCAACCGUCGCAGGUGCCGGUCGCUCCAUCACAGCACCAUCCAACGGUCGCGCCUCCACCGCCGGUACAUGCCCAUCAGCAACCGGUACCUCCGCCCCAUGCCCACCAGGCACCAACGCAUCAUCCUCCGCCCCAACCGGGCGCGACCCAUCCGACCCAACCGGAUGCACCACCACAGCCACCGCCCCACGCACACGCCGCACCUAGUCACGCGUACGUUCACCUCGAGAAUGGUACCGCUGGCCACAAGCUGCGCCCGAAGAGUCCGGCCGUCAUACGAUCGGCCAGUCCGAUCCAGCGUACCGGCCCGAACGGACCGAUGAGUCCGUCUUCGCCCAAGCACAGCCGGCCCAGCUCGCGAGCCUCCUCGACGGGCGGUGGUCAUCCGUUCGCGGAGCGGGAACAGCGCCGCAAGUAUCGCGUAGAGAAGAAGCUCCAGGAAAUGCAACAGAUGGAUAUAACUGAGCGCGAGAAGGAACUGCUGCGGGAUGACGUGUACUACGACAUUCUGGAGUUUGCCGAAAGCUUCUACAACACGCAUGAACGAUCGCCGGAAGGUACGAUCAUGGCGACAUUAACCCGCAAAGGCCGCAAAUCUGUCGACAUGGUGCCAAAGUACGAGAUGAUCACGUACUACCGCGGUACGACCAUCCCGUCUUCCCACAUACACAUGUACGAUCCGGAAAAUGUUACGAUUGCUUGUAACAUUUUCCGCGACCUGUGCAAGUACAUCCGGGGCGAGCUGAACAGCGAGCGGGAGCUGCAGGUGAUCCAGUUCAUCAUCGGGCAGGGCAUCGAGCGGGAAGAGCUGAGGGACGAAAUCUUCGUGCAGUGCAUGCGGCAGGCCACAAACAACCCGAGCGUCGACUGGACCGACCGCGUCUGGUUGCUGUUGUGUCUCACGAUCGUCGCCUUCCAGCCGAGCAAACUGCUCUUCCGGUACUUCGUAAGCUUCCUGAAGAAGAACCUCGAAUCGCUCGAAGGCAAACUGCGCCAGUACGUGCAGUGGUGUUUGGAUAAUUGUAAAAACACCAAGGUCCGCUGUCGCCAGUAUCCACCGUCGAGCGUGGAAGUUGCGGCAAUGCGACGGCUUGGCACGAUUGUGUGCCGGUUCUUUUUCCUCGAUGGCCGCACCAAAGCGAUCGAUGUACAUCCGACCGAUACGGCAAGCGAUGCCGUGGCCAAGCUGGCGGAAAAGCUUGGACUGUGCAAUAUCGAGGGCUGGGCGAUCUAUCAAUCGCGCCCGGACGGUGAGGAGCACGUCAAGUCGCACGACUAUCUGUACGACAUUAUUGCCGCCUGGGAAGCCAAGCAGACGAAGAUCCACGCGUCCAGCUCCACGCUGCGCAAGAACGCAACCACGCUGGGUUCGGGCGAGAAUCGGUUCGUGUUCAAGAAGCGUUUGUUCAAGAGCACGCGGGAACUCUCGCAGGAUCCGGUGGAGGUGAACAUGCUGUACGCACAGGCCGUGUACAGUGUCGUGAAGUGCGAUGAUUUCCCGGUAUCGGAGAAGGUUGCGCUGCAGCUGGCCGGCUUGCAGGCCCAGGUUGCUCUCGGCGAUCCGUCGAACCAACCGAAACCGGAGUACUAUUCGGACGUGCCGAGCUAUCUGCCGGAGCGCAUCUCGAAAACCCGUGAGGAACAGUUCUGGGUGCCGAUACUGGCCCAAGCUCAUCGACAGUACGGUUCAGGACGCACGGAGCUAACGGCGAAGGUGCUGUACCUGUCGUGUGUCAUGCAGUACCCACUGUACGGCACGACGAUGUUCGCCGUGUCCUACCGUGGCUAUUGGAGCUAUGGCAACAGUCUGAUACUCGGCGUCAACUGUGAGGGCAUCAUACUGAUCAAGCCGGACGACAAGUUCGUCCUGUACGAGUUCCGCUACGCCGAGGUGGAAUCGAUCAUGCUCGAUCCGAGCGACAGCUUCAUCACGAUCAGUCUGAACCGGCACACGAGCACCAGCACCGACCAGCAACGGUGCUUCGUGUUUGAGACGGCCCAGAAGAACGAAAUCGGUUCGCUGAUCGUGUCGUACUAUCCGGCCCUCUCGAACUGGAUCACGGAGAACGAGGUACCGCCGAAGAAGAGCAAAGGCAUCACCAACGAGGAUCGCGUCCGGCUGCACCACAAUUUGGUCGUCUGUCGGCGACACCUGGUCGAUGCGGAGAUACUGCGCAAACCGCAGGACCCUAGCGGGGGCUUCCUGCGCAACACGUUGCGCCGGCUGUCGAAGCAUCGGCUGGAGAAGUUGCGCGCCGAACAUGGCAGCCCGGUGCACGAUCAUGGCGAAACGUACAAGGGUUUCCCGCACGCUUACUGGGCCUUCAGCCGCCAGGCGUUGCCCCAAAGCCUUAGCAAGCUGCCCGAUCAGGAGGAGCAGGCUAUGUUGCAGGUGUUCAAUUCGAUUCUAACCUACGCCGGGCUCGGGCAAAACGGCGAAACAGUUCAGCGCGCAGAGGACGAACACAUUACGCUCAUACAGUCGAUCAUGGAUCGUUGCAUGCGCAAGGAGUCGCUGUUGAACGAACUGUAUCUGCAGCUGAUCAAGCAGACGACCGACCAUCCCGAUCCUAAUUCACGCGUAAAUCUGCGCCACUGGGCGCUACUAUCACUCGCCUGUAGCGUCAUCCUGCCGCCCCAGAAGGUGGUGCGCAAGUAUCUGCUAGGACAUCUGAAACGUUGCGCUAGCGAUUUCAUCACCGAGGAGGGCAAGUAUGCACGCUUUGCGGAGAAAUGUUUCUUCAAAACACAGGGCACCCGGCGCCGCCAGUGGCCACCGUCGCGGGAGGAGAUCAUCUGCACGAUCAACCGGCGGCCGAUCUACGCGCGGUUCCACUUUAUGGACGGACAGUAUCAUUCGGUCGAGUUCCACCCAAGCUCGACUUCUCGAGAGGUGAUGGAAAUCGUGAAGAAGAAGAUCGGACUUCAGGAAAAUGCACUCGGGUACGCUAUCUACGAAGUGCUGGGUGCAUCGGAACGGAGCUUACUGCCGGACGAAAAGGUUGCUGACGUCAUGUCGAAAUGGGAAAAGUAUCGUACCGCGGCCGCCCAGGCGGUGCAGCAAAAUCAGAGCUCCAACUUACCGCCCGCCUGCCGCCGGCAGCAUCAUCUGUUUCUGUUCAAGAAGCAUCUGUUCUGCGAUCAGUACAUGAACCUGGACGAUCCCGUCGAAAAGGAAUUGCUCUAUCACCAGGUGCUACACGGUUUGCGUACCGAACGUUUUCCCAUCACCGAAAUGGAGGCUAUUAUGUUAACUGCUCUACAAGGACAACUUGAGCUCGGUGACAGUUCGGACAUUGUGCAGGAUUAUCGGCCCAUUGCUGCCCACUGUCUGCCGCCCCGCUUCGUACCGAACAUCCCGCGCGACAGUGUGGCCAUGCAUCAUCAGAGUUUGCGCGGCACAACACCGGCAGAGGCGAAGAAAUCCUUUUUGAAUCUCAUCCAAAGCUGGCCCCUCCAUAAGGCCACCAUCUUCGACGUGAUGCAAUCGUUCACCUCCAACUGGCCAAGGAUGCUCUGGUUGGCGGUGGACCAGAAGGGAUUGCACCUGCUCGAACACCGGUCACGCAACACGCUCUGCACGUACGACUAUCAGUCGAUACUGUCCUUCUCGCCCAACAUGAACUGUCUCAUGAUCAUCACCGGUUCGGAUAAGAAGCAGUCGAAGGUUAUCCUUACCACGGCACAGGCCUUCCAGAUUGCAAACCUUAUACGCGAAUACAUGGAAGUGCUUCAGCGACAGCAGCAAACGCACGUGGAUGACACGCAAAAGGAAAACCAAUCCUCCGGCGCUAACCAACCGCCACCUGCCCCACAAGUGCCACCGCACAACCAACCACUUCCGCCACCCCAUCAGCAUCUUCCGGUUCAGCAGCAAGGUGUUGGAGGUACUGUCGGGACCGGGGCGGAUCUACGUAAGGGUGGCCAACGACCACCAUCGAUGCUGUUGCGUCAGUCCAGUGCCGCACUGGUGGCACCGCAGCCCAGCUAAAUCACCCCGACUGACGUGUCAUCCAUUGAGAGGCACUAAGAGGAAGAGCGGUCGGUAUUCGUUAUUUGGCAGCGAGAAAAUCAAAGACGAUCAAUCGUAAUCAAAACUGUUUGUAAGCGUACGUUGCGUAACACACAUUUCCUCCCUGAUAGAAGCAUCUCGACGUCGUUCGCGACUAUUUAGUAACCCCGUACGCUAAAGCCUAGUCCACAUUCGUGCUGGUAGAGAAGGAAGGAGGAUCAAGUUGGGAAGUUUUUCGUAUACCUCUUUUUAGAAUUCCUACAAUCCGUUGCUGCUGGGUAUAGAAUGAUGGCAAUUAAACCAAAAACCGACAAAAAAUCAUAUUUAACACAGAAUCGUUGCUUAUUGUUAAUGAAAUAGCCAGUGGCUAACACGGGGAGUGUUAGCCAACCCUUCGCAAUGGAUACAAGGGGGGUAAGAUGUUUAGGAAAUUCUCUAGUGCGUUGCGCGUUGUUUAGUUUAGGGCUCGAUACAUUACAUCUCACCCAGCCGAGGAGCGUUUAUCCUUUUCUUAAGUACUUCCUCUAAGAACUUUACAUCCCAUCUGCAACCCGGGGAGAUGCAAUUCUGUGGCGGGUUUUUAGUAGGGACUUCAACGGCAUGUUGUCCAGGUAGUAGUAUCGUUUUCUUAUCCUGUACGUGUAGUAUGUAAUUACUUUUGUGAUGUAGGCUUACUUUAGUGUAUUGUAUAGACUUUUUUCUUCAUCAUCCUUUUUCAUGAUGGGUAUCGUUUCUCUCCAAUUCUUGCCGUAUCCUUGCCGUUCCUCCCUCCGCGGGAGGAAUUGCGUGUGCGUGUGAGUGGGAGAAAACCAUGCCAAACAGAAAACUGUGGGACUCAGGCCAUUAUUUACAGAUAUGUAUGUGUUCUCUCUUCCUUUCGUUUCCACGCUAUCAAACACGUCGUUCGUUUUUGCUGAAUUACUGAAGUACUAUUUAUUGUUGUCUGAUGCCUUUUAGAACCUCUCACACUAGAUGCACCAUCAACCAAUGCAAAAAAAAACGUUCCGAGUCCGUUGUGCUCGUGCUUAAGGAGACACGUUUUAGUGCUGUAAGACGUUAGACGAUUAAGCGUGCACGAGUCGGAAGCUAUUUAAUCUACCUUUAUUUAUAUACAAAACCACCAACGAGCAUUAGUUUGCUUUCCCCUUUUUAAGGCAUUUGCUACAAAUUUAUUGGUGCGUUUUAAGUCGUUUUUUUAAAGUAGUUUAUUGAAAACGCUCCACUAUUUUAACAGCGAAACAGUGUUCGCGAUCUUAAACUCGAUCUUCUCGAAGCCUCUCCCCUUCACUCGAUUGCCAUCUCUUUGGCCAUUAAGACAGAGCGAUACCCUUUAUCUCCGCACCACCAAAUGCGUAUAACAGUAGCUAAGGUAAAUUGUGUACAAAACAGAGUGAAAACAAAGAGAAAACUAACAAAAAAGGUAGUCAAAAAGCAAAAAUCUUAAGGUGUGUGUGCGUGUGCCGUGUAGGCGCGCGAGUGUGAAACUGUUAUUAACAAAUUUUGUAGUGCAACGUUCAAGCAAGGCUCUAAAUAGACAUUACACAGGAAGCCUACCGUUUGCAAAGUACGGCCAAAUAUUGGAGACGCUAUUGGAGGACUAACAGUAGCAUUAGUGCAUUUACGAAGUUUGCACCGAAACGAAGUUGUGGAUCACUUCAUCGCGAAGGACUCACAUGCCGCAACUGUGUAAGAGCUGUAGAAGGUAGUGGCGAACGUAAAGGAAAAAAGGGUUUUGUGUUGAAAGUUAAAUACUGCGGUGCACUAAUGAUACGAUGUGAAGCACAAAUAAUCUAUCGACUAGUCAGGGAGGGUAGUACGACUGAUUUUCCUUUACGUAUAUACUCUACACUUUUUUAUUGGUACAUCGAUUUAAGCAAAAGGAUCGCCAAGACCACGACAUCGGGUCCUAGCGAAACUAGGACACGCCGAAUCGAACGAAAUCGAUUCCUUUUCUGUGAAUGGAAAGUCGUUCUUCUAAACGUUGCAAUAUUUUAGUAUCAAGUUUUUUAAGUAAGCUCUUUUGCUAUCCUCUAACUUUGCAACUCUGCAUCCAACACAACAAAACAAUAGGAAACAUACAUUUGCUAUAUACCUUUUCUCAUUUCUUUUAAGGAUAUUGAUUUUGAUUUAGGAAAUAUUUAAAAAAAAACGAUUGCAGCUACAUUUGCAUUCUUACGUACGAAACAAAGAGUGCCACGUUGAGAUAUUAAACCAUACGAUAUCAAGUAAACACAACCCCGGGAUUCAGCCGGUACAUGCCGGUACGGAUCGCGUAUAUAAUGUUAUCCAAUCCAUUAAAACUGAAAUAAAAUAUAUUGGUAAUCGUUCCGCAUGCAAAC